AUGGAGGACCCUCCGGAUGUCGCGAUGCUCAUCGCCGGGCUCAUGUCCGAGAAUGAAAGCUCACAGAAAUACGCCGUCUUUCGUCUACAAUCCCUCCUCGUCGAUCCCGAGUUCUCCGACAUCUUCAUUCGCGUCGAUGGGCUGGAACCCUUGCGACAGGCCGUGCUGGACACGACCGGCAACACCCAGGCAUAUGCGCUCGGGAGUUUGAAUGUCCUCUUGGAUCAAGGCCUCGCCUGGGAGGUUUGCGAUGAGGAGAUUUUGGAGACGGUCGUCUCGCUUGCCAUCUCUCACCCACUGGUUAACCUCGUCCGCAAUGCGCUGUCGUUACUCGUACAUGUCGUCUCUCGUCCACCGCCCACCAGCAACAACAGCGAACAUGCCGCCGAACAUGGCCUCAAAGCUAUCAAGCCUGCUCUUGACAAGCAUCCCGACUUCCUGGAGUCGCUCGUACAGCGCCUAAGCGCCUCUGACCACACUCUCUGCGCCAACGCUUUACAACUUGUCAAUGCCUUGAUGCGCGAUGCAGUCGCACAGGGAGGCGAGCACGAAUGGCCCAAGUUUAUCAAACGCCUGCAAGAUUUGGGGGUCAUUGGCAGCGUGGGCUUGCUGAUGCGUGGAGAGGCUGCUAGCGACAUCGACAGCACAUUGGCAACGGCGAUUCUCGAGUUUCAAUCCCUCACCAAAGUCCUACUACGCAAAUGGAAAGAGGUUGCAGUGAACGUGGAACUUUCAGAACACAAACGGGCGCUCAAAACUAUUCACUUGCUUAGCAAACCGGAGCCGUAUGUUCCUCCGCCGGUCGACCCAAAGAACCCCGAGGCCAAACCUCGCAAACACCACCCCGAAAAGUGGAGACGAUUAGGUUUCGAGACGGAGUCGCCUGCUUGGGAGUUUGACGAGACGGGAUACCUCGGCAUCAUGGAUCUUGUAGAUUACUGUCGUCGGAAUGAGGAUACCUACCAGAAGACUCUGCUGGAGCAAUCCAUGCAGCCAAAGGAGAAACGCUGCCCUGUCGCCCAUGCCUCUCUGAGCGUCACAAUGAUCCUCUACGAGCACUUCGAGAUUGACGCGGCGGAUCCCGAUGCACCUGUUUCAGUCGACCUUGACGUCGAUGUCGAUCGCCUCUACAAGCCGCUUCUCCUACAAUGGGGACGUCUGCAUACUGCCGCGCUCAACACCUUCCUGCGAUUGUGGAAAGAUGCUGGCGCAGAACAAGAAGACUAUUAUAAAAUUGAGGAACUUGUCCGGAUUGUCACUGAACGCACACUCGGCUUAGUUGAUCGUAAGACGGAGAUUGCUACUGUUGAAGAGGACCUCCGCGUCGCAUCGCUCUCUUCGGCACGUAGCUGGCAGAUGGAGAACCUCGACGAGGUCUACCAAGACGCCUGGGGUCCUCAUCUCGUGCAAGUCCGCGAGCAACUGCACAGCGAAAGCCUGCUGUUCAUGAAGGAGCAACGAAUCCGCUGUCUGCUUGCCGGUGCAUGGUUCCCUACCGCUCCUGCUGGUGGUCCUAGCGCAUGGCGAUACGUCCGCCUCAGUCCUCAACGCCGCUGGCUCCAUCACCAAACCUUCGCCGCCAAAGGUACCAGCGAUGAACCCCUCCCGCUAGAACAACUUCCCGAAAAGAUCGACCUCGACGCCGUCACCAGCGUCACCUCCAACGUCACCUCCAACGCCAACGGCCUCACCAACGGCCACAGCAGCCUCGCCGCCUCCUUCACCGACUCCAACCCCGUCCGCGCGAGCAUCAGCACCGUCGCCUCCCGCAUACGGGACAGCUCCGAGACUCUCCGUGGCGCCGCAGCAGCGCCAUAUCCGGACACCAAACUCACCAUCCUUGGCACCACCGGCCAACCCGGCGAUAGCAUUGAGCGUCCGCUGCUCGACCUCCACCCGCCCACCGCCCACCUCGCGAGCGAAUGGCUAGACGGCCUCCUCAUGCUCCUCGGCCAAGCGCCCAUGACGAAAGAAACCACCGACCUCGUCAGCAUGAUGGAGGAUUGGGGCGUCCGCCUCCGGAUUCUGAAUCUGAGGUGGGAGGAUGUCGAUUGGGAGGGUCUGGAGAGUGUUAAUUCCGCAGGCGGUAAAGCGGAUGUGGAAAUCAGUGAGAACCAGGCUGGCAAGUUCAAGGUCCGCGAGGUCCCUAGUCGGGAUGGUCUGGAGGGAGAGGAGUUUUGGUAUGCGAUGCCGGAGAAUUAA
Molecule: messenger RNA, 2202 nt
Organism: Dissoconium aciculare CBS 342.82
Lineage: Eukaryota; Fungi; Ascomycota; Dothideomycetes; Mycosphaerellales; Dissoconiaceae
Exons: 2
Coding region: 1-2202 (733 amino acids)
Biological process (GO): actin filament organization; cell motility
Cellular component (GO): plasma membrane
Source: RefSeq, a predicted model, not a curated record